Gymnogyps californianus (California condor) is the source of this 2965-nucleotide messenger RNA. RefSeq names its product family with sequence similarity 204 member A (gene FAM204A). Lineage: Eukaryota; Metazoa; Chordata; Aves; Accipitriformes; Cathartidae. Bases 463 to 1191 code for a protein of 242 amino acids. The record is from RefSeq and is a predicted model, not a curated record. The transcript has 8 exons.
GCUUGGAGCGGCGUUUCUCUUCGCGUCGCUUCGUCCGGAGCGGGCUGCCCUCGCUUCCCCGGCCUACCGCCUUCCCCAGCGGGCUCUUCUCUCCGUCCUCCCCCCCGGGGCCAGGCGGAGCUCGCCCGUACCCGGCCCUGCUCACCAGGCGGGAGGCGGCGAGGGGAGGCGGUUGCGGGGAAGGGUUGGACCGGCUCCCCCGCUGCCCUUGGAGAGAGACAGGAGGCGUGUGCUGUAAUAUCGCCCUUACACUGAAAGGAGCGAUAAACGAACGCGAAGUGGCAAAACUUUAAAGAACAAGGAAGGGAAAAAAAAAGAGCUAAUAGCUUCAACCUGUGUACUUAAAUCCUCUACUGCUCUCUGAAAUAGCUAAUUAUGUUUUUAUCUCGGAAAGGGUAAGCUCACAUAAUUCUAGUGUCUUUGCAGUGACUUGAAUUGGCUUGGACUUGUUUAAACUGGAAGAUGUGGAGUGGACUCUUACCUUCAGGACUGAAUGAAAGUGAUGUUGACUUAAGUUCUGAUGAUGGAGAUGAAUUGCAUGGUUCCUUUUCAAAGGAAGAUGCAAAAGAAGAUAUUGAAAGAGUUCAGCUUUCUGAAUUCCACAAGAAUGAACCUGAAAGUAAUGACAUCAGUGAACCUGUUGUGAUAUCAGUGGCAGAUGGAGAAAACGAAUCUCAAACGUGCCCUUCUGGAAUUUCUUUAAAUAUGUGGAAUAAAUUUGUGGAGCUUCAGAAGAAAAACCGUGAAAUGAAGAUCCAAGCAAAUCAGGGAAACAAAAGGCGAAAAAGAAAGCGCCACAGAAAAGAAAAACAGAAAAAGAACGAUGAAGUGACUAAGAGUAGUCAACAGUUGGCAAAUGAAGACAAAUGGAAAGAACUUACACAGUACUUUGGAAUCAAUGACAGAUUUGAAUCACCUGUGGAUAGCAGGGCUCCACAAAAGUCUGGCCUUGAACUUAGCAUAGACAAGUCUGUGGCUGAAGGUGACAUUGAUAAGGCUGAGGAGCUGAGUGAUAGAUUAGCCAUUCGUGAGCUUGGUGUGAAAAUUGCCAAAGCUGCUGCUUGCCGCAACUUUGUAAAAGCCAAGCAAGAAGCAGAGGCUGCCCAAGAAGCUCGAAAGAAAAAGAAGCUUGCUUGGGGAUUUGAAGCCAAGAAAAGAUGGGAAACAAAAAGCAACAUGGGAUACAUGUAAUCCAUCCUGUUUUCCUCAGGAGUCAAAUACCUGUUUUUACUUGAAGAAUCUUUGUGGACGACUUCUUAAAUCUAAAAAAACCCCAAAACAAAACCCAACACAUCAAAUUCCUUGUGUUCUCUUAAUGCUGUUAGACUGCAGUAUCUUGUUUUGGCGCUCUCUUAUAAUGUAGCAAAAAACCUAUGUAAACAUCAAUACUAUGUUAAAUAUAGUAUUUUUCUCCAAAAUAUGAAAGUCUAAGAUAAUGCAUUGCAGAAUGCAUUUGGAGUCUGGUAGAGAACUCUCUAAAGUUGGAAUAAAAUACUUGGUCCAAAUGCGUUCUUUGCUGCACUGCAGUUAUAAUGCGUGGGUAUAAGAAGAGGGGUAAGUUUUCCUGCUGAGGUUGUAGAGACUUAAUGCAGUAAGUACUACUUUUCUGAUGGCUUGAAAGUUUGGGGGGGCACUAAGUAAAGAGAAGCAAAAUCACUCUACCUGUUUAAAACCAUUAUUAUUUAUGCAUUUAUGGGCUUAGUAAAUAGAAACAGAAAAAAAUUGGCUGAAAAAGUCCAUCCUCCCUCUCCUGGGAGGAUCUGGUACUGUUCGUCAUGUCCUGGUGCCAUGUUCUUCAGAAUACUUCAAAUUCCCAUUUUCCUUUCCUUCCCAAGAACUCAAGUUUUAAAAGUCCCUGUUUCUUUGAGCAGAUAAAGUAUAGAAAUAUGUAUCUUGAAAAAUAUCUGAAAUAUGUUAUGUUGUGCAGUUAGCUGCACCCAAGAAACAAAUGCAGAUUUUACUCAAGUCAAAUGUUUUACAGAUCAAUUAGGAUUGGAAUGUUUAUGUUAUAAGAUUAUAACAAGAACUGAUGAUAAUGUUUCUUCAAAAUUGUUCUCAGUGAAAAGUAAGGACACAUUCAGAACUAAUAACUUUUCUCCCUGAAGCUCUUGCAUAUAUGUUUAGUUACCACAAUGCCUGAAUUGAAUUGGUAAUGUAAAUGUCAGUUAUUGUUAACCAAGAUUAAUAUGUUUCAGGCCAAAGGUAUGGUAUUAGCGUAAUGGUGAUUUACUGUGUAAGUACUUGAGGCUAAAACAACUUGCCAACAAAUAGCAAUUUGAAGUUUUACGGCACCAAUUGGAAGAGUUUAGGUUUGCAGUCCAACAUGGAAUAGUGCAUUUUUGUUCAUUAGCCCUCAGGAUGUUUGAUUCUUUUUCUUUUUUAGCAGAACAUCAUAUUUCUUUCACAAAGAUGAGAGUUUGCAAUAUGUAAAUCUGCAGUUAGCUGUAAUUAGUUACGAUGACAGAGUUGAAUACAAUUGCCAGGAUUGUAAAUCAGAGGCUAAACAGGUUUCUACAGUAUAACAUCAUAAAUCUCACACUAUGGUUUACAAACUACGUUAGCUUUAGAAACUUUGGUGUGGAAGGAAGCAAGUGAUAUCUCUUAGUAAAGUGAUUAUAAAGGCAAAUUGCCUGUUUACUUGCAUAAACAAGCAGAUUACACCAUGAACCUUUAUCAAGAUUUUCCUCGGUUCCAAAUGUUCCUGUCCAAAAUUUACAGGCAUUCUGUCCAUAAUUUCUGUUAAUUUUUUUAAGCAGCUGGCAGAUGAGUGUUAGAUACGGUUGACCUUUCUGCUUGUUAUAUACUGAAAAGCAGAAUGAUGCUCAUAAUUUUGUGCUGAAAACAUCAGCAGUAUUCCAUUAAACAUUUAAAAGUAGUGUAUAUUAAACAGAUGCUAUAUGUUGUCUUGUAAUAGUUGCUUUUAAUAGUAUUUAUUAGUCAAAUAAAGAUCUUGAUCUAAUUGUAA